AUGGAAUAUAACCAGGACCUCCCCAAAGGCAAUCCCUUGAAACCAGUCUACUGCUGGGGCCACAAAGCUCUCCCUGUCCAACGAGGCGUGGUCACGUAUGCCGUCUCUCCGAACAGGCUAAACCCAUUGGCCAAUGGUGUGCACAACGCCGUGUUCAACACGUACCGCCGAGCAAAGAACCAGGUACUGUACUGGGUCCCGCCGCUGGUCGCAGCGUACCUGCUGAUGGACUGGGCGAAUCGACGGAACGAGUACCUCAAUUCCAAAGCUGGGCGGGCGGAGGCAGCCGGAGGCGACUGA
Molecule: messenger RNA, 300 nt
Organism: Fonsecaea erecta
Lineage: Eukaryota; Fungi; Ascomycota; Eurotiomycetes; Chaetothyriales; Herpotrichiellaceae
Exons: 3
Coding region: 1-300 (99 amino acids)
Biological process (GO): mitochondrial electron transport, ubiquinol to cytochrome c
Source: RefSeq, a predicted model, not a curated record